Molecule: messenger RNA, 1287 nt
Organism: Ctenocephalides felis (cat flea)
Lineage: Eukaryota; Metazoa; Arthropoda; Insecta; Siphonaptera; Pulicidae
Product: octopamine receptor beta-3R-like
Biological process (GO): adenylate cyclase-activating adrenergic receptor signaling pathway
Cellular component (GO): membrane
Molecular function (GO): octopamine receptor activity
Source: RefSeq, a predicted model, not a curated record
AUGCUAGCAAACGUCAUGUCCACCCCGUACCCUGCAGACUUCCAAUCGAAUGCAAGUCUGAAGCAGAACAUCACAUCGGUCGAUUCAGAGAACUGGAUCCAAAUUUCUUUAGCAUUGAAAGGAUCAAUAUUUGGAACGAUCAUCAUUAGUGCUGUCUUGGGCAAUGCCUUAGUCAUCAUCUCUGUGCACAGAAAUAGGAAAUUAAGGGUGAUUACUAAUUAUUAUGUUGUCAGUCUAGCGAUGGCUGAUAUGUUGGUUGCUCUAUGUGCGAUGACUUUCAAUGCCUCAGUGGAACUGAGUGGUAGAUGGCUAUUUGGGUAUUUUAUGUGUGAUGUAUGGAAUUCCUUGGAUGUAUACUUUUCGACAGCAUCCAUUUUGCAUCUGUGUUGCAUAUCAGUGGAUAGAUACUAUGCUAUAGUACGUCCUUUGGAAUAUCCAAUAACGAUGACCCAUAGAACAGUUUGUUUCAUGUUGGCUAACGUUUGGUUUCUACCAGCUUUGAUUAGUUUUACACCAAUAUUUCUGGGAUGGUACACGACUACGGAUCACCAAUUGUACAGGCAGAAACAUCCUGAUAUUUGUAUAUUCGUAGUGAACAAGUAUUAUGCUAAUUCAUCUUGCGUGUCGUUCUGGAUACCUGGUGUGGUGAUGAUUGUAAUGUAUUAUAAGAUUUACAAGGAAGCGAUAAGACAACGAAAGGCUUUAUCCAGGACGAGUUCAAAUAUAGUUUUAAACUCUGUCCAUCUUCAUCACACGAGACAUGCGAUGCACCAUUCUCACCAUAUGCACUAUUUGCACCCAAGUGACUGCGACAUUAACCUGACCAUCAAGCAGAUGGAAAACAGAAGAGAAAGCAGGAGUAGUAUGAGUGAGCUGGAUGUUCCAGGCAGGCGCAGGGAUGAUGACACAGGUAUGAAUAAUAACAGUGGCACGCAGAGGGCCUCGGAAUUGAACUUUAAUGGUUCUUCGACGGCUCAUAGACCUCCAAAAAGUUGGAGAGCUGAGCACAAAGCAGCUCGUACUUUAGGAAUUAUUAUGGGAGUUUUUCUUAUUUGUUGGCUGCCAUUCUUUUUGUGGUACGUGAUCACGACCCUCUGCGGAGAUUCGUGUCCGUGUCCUGAUGUGGUGGUGGCGACACUAUUUUGGAUUGGAUACUUUAACUCUGCACUCAACCCACUGAUCUACGCUUAUUUCAAUCGAUUCCGCGAAGCUUUCAAAAAUACCCUGAAAUGCGUCUUUCCUUGUGCAGUUCGUCAGAAGGAUUCCUCGCAUCUGCGUUAUGUAUAG